Molecule: messenger RNA, 265 nt
Organism: Cladocopium goreaui
Lineage: Eukaryota; Dinophyceae; Suessiales; Symbiodiniaceae
Source: the annotation of a GenBank genome assembly
GCAGGGCAUGAGGAUGUUCCGAGGUGUACAAGUGAGCCUCCGCCGCAAGACUGGUGAGCUGGUGGAGAGUCAGGUGUACAUCAAGAAGGCCGCCCUGCCAGGAGCUGCCGGUGAAGUUGAAGAAGUUCUUCUCUUCUACUUCUCUGAUCUUGGAGUUGUGGAUGAGGUGCGGGGGAUGGGUGGCACCUCCUCUUCCAAGGUGCUGCCAAGGGUUCAAGGCUUGAAUUUGGUGAAAAGUUGGGAGUCUACUACUGUAUCCCUCUGA